UGACACAUGCUGCGCCUCUUGACAGGCCGUCCGACAGCAUGAUCACUGCCAAGCGCAAGCACGACGCGGGGAUCCAUGAGACAGAACAGGUGACGAAAAGAACUUCUAGUCCUAGCAAUAGUGCGGUUCUAGGCUACAAUGCUCACGCCCCGUGGCUUCAUGAUGCGAAACCCUCGCGCGCCUGGAGGACACUGGGCGACCGCGCCGUUCCACCGUCGUUGCCGCUGGCCAACAUGGUGUCAACCGUCCAGGACCUCAUCGACCCGGACUUCGAUCCAUUAGUCGCUAUUUUGGAUGAUGAACCCCGCUUCCUCAAACCCUUGCCCUCUCGCAUCGCCGCUGAGGACCUAGAGUUCUUGCGAUUUCGGGGCGUGCUGUCGAUUCCUGAGAGUGAGCUUCGCAAUGAACUGUUGCGAUGUUAUGUCAAAUGGGUGCAUAGCUUUAUUCCGGUCAUCAAUCUCCAGGAGUUCUUGCGAUGCGUCGCUGAGAAUGAUCCCAACGGCAACAUUAGUCUGCUGCUUUUUCAGGCCGUGAUGUUCGUUGCGACGGCUUUUAUCGAUCUUAAGCACUUACAGGCGGCGGGGUACUCCUCAAGGAAACAAGCCCGCAAUGCUUUCUAUACCCCGUUACGACUUCUCUAUUCCUUAGACUGCGAGGACGACCGGAUCGUGAUCCUCCAGACCCUGCUGCUGAUGACGUACUGGUGCGACCUUAUGAACCACCCCAAUCGAGACAUAUGGGACUGGAUCGGGAUUUGCAAUAUCCAAGCGCAUUCUAUCGGGUUGAAUCGAGACCCCAGCUCCGCCCCAAACAUGGAUCAGAAGACCAAGCGGUUGAGGGUGCGGCUAUGGUGGAGUUUAUACGCACGCGAUCGUCUGAUCGCCAUGGGGUUAAGGCGGCCGACACAGGUCAACGAGGGGACGAGCAAUGUGCCCCUGCUGAGGCUGGAGGACUUUGACUUCGAGCCAUACCACCCGGCUGUGGUCGAGCUAUUCCACUGCCGCCAGUUGGAAGAUUCGUCGCAUCAAAAGCGUCUCGCCACCAUGUUCAUCGAGAAAACCAAACUCUGCCAGUCCAUUGGCCGGGUGCUCUUCGCUCAAUAUUCGCCGUCGCAGCGGCAGUUCGGCAUGACCCACCGGACGACAAUAGCCCUUGUCCCACGACAAGCAUCAGAGUCGGAGCUCGCCAGAUGCAGCCAACGGCUCGAGUCCUGGCUCAAUUCCCUCCCAAAGGAUGCCCAGUUCAUUCCUGCUACACGACCCAACUCUGAGGAUGGGGAAGACGUCUUACUUCUCCACGGCGCCAUGCUCCGGAUGCUGUAUCACACGACAAUCAGCGCCUUACAUCGGCCCUGGGCCUUCACCCCAACCAAAGACGACAACAAAGCCCGUCACGAUUUAGCGAACACGGCACGGACCAAGAUGCACGACGCUGCUGUCGGGAUCACACAGAUCAUCCAGGGUCUGAACCGGCUCAACCUGACUCGUUUCCUGCCCCAGUCCGGCGUCACGGUCAUCACCCCUGCGGCGGUGGCACACUUAGCCAGUACCAUGUCGGACAAUCCGAGCGUUCGCGAAGCCGGCAUCUUCAACUUUCAGCGCUGCAUUCAAGUCCUCCAGGGUAUGAAAGAAAUCUACCCCGCCGCAGACAUGGAGAUGGCCAACGUGGAAGCGGCCGUCAAGGUUCAGACUGGCAGCGUGGGUACAUUCCUCCGCAUCAUGCAGUACAAUGAUAGGCAAUCCGAGCCACAAAAGCGAAGAGACAGCCUAGCACCAACCGUCCAAACUAUCCCAUCCCCAUCAGACGAUCAAAUACCACCCGAGUGGGCAACCACUUCACCCCCCACUUCACCAACAGCAUCUUCCACGACCGCUCUCCCCCCUCUACAACACCCUACCCCCAAGGCGACCUCCUCAAGCCACGCCCCGAGCCCUACCCGGACCCCACCAGCUGGCCCGAAAUGGACGUCAACUGGGCCGAGGAGCUACUGCGCGACACAGACCUCAGCCUCGAUUUCUCAGGAACAACAGACGAGGACUUCGCGCAUGACGUAUUUGUUUUCCCGCCCGAGGCGGAAUCUUAUGUUCCUCCUAACGCCGGUGCUGGCAGUGGUAGUUGGGACGUGCACCAUCCUCCUCGUUCUCGACCUCAUGCUCAUCCUCGCGACUUGGACCGCGACUUGGGGAUCGGUUUAUCUGGGGAUGAGAUGUUUUGAUUGA
Aspergillus candidus is the source of this 2219-nucleotide messenger RNA. RefSeq names its product transcription factor domain-containing protein. NCBI's taxonomy places the organism in Eukaryota, Fungi, Ascomycota, Eurotiomycetes, Eurotiales, Aspergillaceae. The record is from RefSeq and is a predicted model, not a curated record. The transcript has 4 exons. The coding region runs from base 39 to 2219 and encodes 726 amino acids. Gene Ontology annotation, molecular function: zinc ion binding; DNA binding. Gene Ontology annotation, biological process: DNA-templated transcription.